Messenger RNA from Mugil cephalus (flathead mullet), 2794 nucleotides. Its product is annotated as nuclear factor 7, brain-like. Gene Ontology annotation, molecular function: protein binding; zinc ion binding. Bases 117 to 1532 code for a protein of 471 amino acids. The transcript has a single exon. Lineage: Eukaryota; Metazoa; Chordata; Actinopteri; Mugiliformes; Mugilidae. The record is from RefSeq and is a predicted model, not a curated record.
ACAGUUUACAGGGUGUACGAUCUCUGCUGGAAAACACAUAUUUGGAGGAUUUUAAGAGGAAAAGUGAAGAGACUGUACAUUGGUGAGUCCUGCUGUUGAAACUACUUCAGUUACAAAUGGCUGAGAAAGUUGCUCUUGUUGAAAGUUUUCUGAGCUGCCAUGUGUGUUCAGAGACUUUCAGAGAUCCUGUGUCUCUGAGCUGCAACCACAACUUCUGUUCAAGCUGCCUGCAGAAAUUCUGGGAACAAGCUAAAAACAAAAACUGUCCUAUUUGCAAAAGAAAAUCCUCAAAAGAUCCUCCUUUGGUGAACUUUACACUGAAAGAACUGGCUGACUCCUUUGCUGGAAGACAGAAAUCUGGAUCAUCUGAGACAGAAAAGGGAAAAGAGAAGUCAUUAAUGGUGGUUUGUAGUAAAAACAAAGAAGAGUCUAAACUGUUCUGUGAGAGUGAGCAGAGAGCUGUGUGUCCUGUCUGUGACUCGUCUCUCCACCACAAUCACAAAGUGGUUCCUAUAGAACAAGCAGUCAGUGACAUGAAGGAGCAGCUGAAAUCUGACUUAAAGUCUCUGAGGGACAAGAGGAACAAAUACAAACAAGUGGAGAAAACAUACAAUGAGGUGAUUCAACACUCCAAGAAGCAGCUGCUGUCCACAGAGAGGCAGAUCAGAGCAGAGUUCAACAAGCUCCACCAGUUCCUGAAAGAGGAAGAGGAGUCCAGACUGGCAGCUCUGAGGGAGGAAGAGGAGCAGAAAGGGAAGACUGUGAGCAGAGAGAUGAAGAGGAUUCAGGAGCAGAUCUCCUCUCUGUCAGACAGUAUCUCUGCUGUUGAAGAAGAGCUGCAGAAACACCAGGUGCCAUUCCUCAGCAGUUAUAAAGCCACUCAGACCAGAGCCAGAGCCCAGUGCUCACUGUCAGAUCCACAGCUGGUCUCAGGAGCCCUGAUAGAUGUGGCCAAACACCUGGGCAACCUGGCCUUCAGAGUCUGGGAGAAGAUGGAGGAGAAGGUCCACUUCAGUCCUGUCAUUCUGGACCCAAACACUGCAAACCCCUGGCUCUAUCUGUCUGAUGAUCUGACCAGUGUGAGACGUGGAGACACAAAGCAGCAGCUUCCUGACAAUCCAGAGAGAAACACUUAUUCUGCUGAUGUUCUGGGCUCUGAGGGCUUCAGUUCAGGGAAACACAGCUGGGAGGUGGAGGUGGGAGAUCAUCCUUGUUGGAAUGUUGGUUUAGUUAAAGAGUCAGUUGACAGGAAGGGAGAGAGAUCAGCUUCACCAAAAUCUGGAAUCUGGCGCUUAAGGUAUCGUGAUGGAAAAUACUCUGAUGUUGUUGGUCAGACUGUGACAGUAGAGAAGAGUCUCCAGAGGAUCAGAGUCCAGCUGGACUAUGACAGGGGGGAGGUGUCCUUCUACAACUCUGAAGACAUGACUCACAUCCACACUCACAGAGACACUUUUACUGAGAAACUCUUCCCAUGUUUCGGUAUUUACAAAACUGAUGCUGACAAAACCUCUGAUAUCAAAAUCAGAAAAUGAGAUUUCUCUGUGAUGUUCAGAGAUGUUUGUUUUUCUGUGACAAUCAUUCGAGGUUCAUUUCUUUGUAAAGUCAUCAUCACACAACAGUGAUAGUUUCGAUUGAUUUGUUCUCGAAAAAUUAACAGUCACUUUUGAAAUAAGAUUUGAUUAGAUUAUUCUGAAAGUUUUUUUUUCCUCUACUGAAGAGUUAUUUUAUCCUUGUUCUUAUUUUAUUCUACAGCAGAACUGAUUUAUUUCCUUGGUUCACAGAAACUGUUAAUCCAACUGUCUGAAAUGAAUGAUGUUGUGUGGUUGCCAUCAAUGAUUUAGUUGUGUUUAGUUUUUGUAGGAUGUAACUUCAUGUUGUUGAUAUUCUGCUCAUGUUUAAUAGAUUAUAACAGAAUAAAGUCUCAUGUUGUUCAGUAAAUACUCUGAUCAUACUGUAAUCUGAAUGACGCUCUCUUGGCUAAACAUGCUCAGUGUGUCCAUACACUUGUUUUCAUGUUAUUAACUUCCUGUAAAUAGGUCAUAAACAGAGUGUGUGGUGUUUUUGUGCUAAUGAAGACUCGGCUUUAAAACUACAAAUACAACUGUCCACAUGUGCUUUAUUGAAUAUUUUGCAUCAAUACGUGGUCCUUUGCUUCCAUCUAGUGGGUAUAUGGUGGAACUACAGAAAACAGACAGCACCAUUGUUUUCCCCUAACAGAGCUUUCCAACAAUAUGCCACACCCCUUCUUGAUCUAUUGUCAGGUUUGAUGCAUGAUAGCCAGUUUAGUCAUUUUUAUGGAUUCUAUAAUGUGGACGAUAAUAGAAUUGGACAUAUAGUUUAAAUGAAACAGUCAAUGUUCUUUUUCUGAAGUGGUAAUCCGUAGUAUUUUGUUGCUUUGUGGUAUUUCUAUCAACUGUUCGUCCAGUUCUAGUCAAAGGGUUGUUCAGUGAGUUCAGUGGCAUCUCUGUGCAUGAUAUCAUUGCUAUCAGGGUGUUUUUCUAUCAUCAAAUCUAGGAGAAAUUAUUUUAAACUUCACUUUUGUCUCAAUAGAAAACAAUAUGACUACAGUGCAUGUGUACUUGGUAGUAAACUGAUACCUCUAACAGCUGGUUAACAGAAGCAUCUCAUAACCGGGACUUUACUCAUGUAGCUGCCACUGAAAAUGUGCCAAUUUCUUUAUUUCUUCUUUAUUACUUCUUACAUAGGUGUUAAACAUGUGAAUUGUAAUUUCAUUUGGAGGUGUUUGAGGUCAUUAUCUUUGUACUUGAAGUAUGAAAGAAAGACAAUAAAACAG